UUCCCACAGCAGCAGCUAAAUCAGCAGCUAAAUCUCAAUCUAUAUAAAAAUAUAUAUACCAAGGAAUUAAACCUAGAAAAUUCAACAUGAACUUCUACAAGAUCUUCGUCUUUGUCGCCCUCAUCCUGGCCAUCAGCAUUGGACAGUCUGAAGCCGGUUGGCUGAAGAAACUGGGCAAGAGAAUCGAGCGCAUUGGCCAGCACACCCGGGAUGCCACCAUUCAAGGACUGGGGAUUGCGCAACAGGCCGCCAAUGUGGCAGCCACCGCCAGAGGAUGAGCCUUUAGUGUCCAUCAAAGGACUCUCCCAGGAUAACGCGCUUAAUUAUACACACAUAUUUAUUUGCCAGCCAUAGAAAUAAACUAGCUUACAUCCCCGUAAUUUA
This is a messenger RNA of Drosophila mauritiana, 384 nucleotides long. RefSeq names its product cecropin-C. The transcript is spliced from 2 exons. Bases 87 to 278 code for a protein of 63 amino acids. Gene Ontology annotation, cellular component: extracellular region. NCBI's taxonomy places the organism in Eukaryota, Metazoa, Arthropoda, Insecta, Diptera, Drosophilidae. The record is from RefSeq and is a predicted model, not a curated record. Gene Ontology annotation, biological process: defense response to Gram-positive bacterium; defense response to Gram-negative bacterium; antibacterial humoral response.